Messenger RNA from Linnemannia hyalina, 1215 nucleotides. NCBI's taxonomy places the organism in Eukaryota, Fungi, Mortierellomycota, Mortierellomycetes, Mortierellales, Mortierellaceae. The record is from the annotation of a GenBank genome assembly.
AUGAGCAAACCACUUGUACGGAUUCUACUCCCUUCACGGUUCCAAGUGAUCACAAGUCCGCAGAACAAAGUCGUGCAACGGUUGGAGAGGCUGAGGAGGUCCAAGGCGGCGCGUGAGGAGGAAGGACAUGUCGUUGUUCAAGGGAUCAAGACGUUACAGGAACUCGGGUCAAAGGGACAUCAUUGCUUACGGACUAUUGGAGUCACGUACGACAUGGAAAAGGGUCCGAUUCGGUCGCCGGCGUUGGAUGUUGUUACGGCUGUUCUGCGGGAAGAGAAGGAUGAGGAUAGGGAGCAAUUGAGUCGUGGUUCGUUGAAGGAGCAAGGAUCAGGAGUAAGAGGGAAGGCGUUCAAGGCGGAUCAGUAUGUUGCCGUAUCGCGAAAAUUGACGACGCGGAUUCUGGGCACAGAUUCACCAACAGCAGAGCACGAGGUGUGGGCCGAAGUGGCGAUCCCCGAUCGCAGCACUUUAUUCUCUACUGUUGCUCAUGUACCUACUGCCAGUACCAGUAAGGAUGGGAAAAGUGGCAGCUCGGUAAUCGAGAAAUUGCUGGUGUUUGACCAAGUCUCAGAUCCAGGGAACAUGGGAUUGAUGAUUAGGUCGGCAAUGGCGUUCUCGUGGAGUGCGGGAUGGCAGACGCCGGGGACUGUGGAUCCGUUCAACGACAAGGUGGUCCGAGCUUCUAGGGCACUCUGUCUGGAUUUCCCGAUGAAGGUUGGAGGGCGGUGGACAGAGUUGGAUGUGUUCUUGAAGAGCAGAGAAAUAGUACCACUGGUCGCUGAUAUGGUUCCUGGUUGGAUUUCGCAGGAGGAAGGAAGAGGAGGAAGGUCUUCAUCAACAACAUCGGUGGCUAUUGACUCUCACAGACUUGUGUGGUGGAAUUGGCCGAGUUCACUGUCAAGGAGCAAGGCGCCUGAGAAGAUUGCGCUGAUAAUGAGUUCUGAGCAUCAUGGUGUGGAUGGACGAGAUGGUGUGGGCGAAGGCAGUGACGAGAAGCGAAGAGAGAAGGACGAGGAUCGGGCGGCCAAGAACCGGUUGUUGGCUCGGGCGGUUCGAGUGUCGAUUCCUAUGAACCCUGCGGUCGAGUCGAUGAAUGUUGCAGCAGCUGCGACGGCGAUGAUGUGGGAACUCAACCGUGUACUGGACAGUCAGGUCAAGAAAGGCAUGUCGAGGGAAGGAGAUUUGGAUCUGCAGAUCUUUGACAGGGACGCAUAG